Molecule: messenger RNA, 2541 nt
Organism: Kalmanozyma brasiliensis GHG001
Lineage: Eukaryota; Fungi; Basidiomycota; Ustilaginomycetes; Ustilaginales
Product: Reduced growth phenotype protein 1
Exons: 1
Coding region: 1-2541 (846 amino acids)
Biological process (GO): retrograde transport, endosome to Golgi
Cellular component (GO): Ric1-Rgp1 guanyl-nucleotide exchange factor complex; Golgi membrane
Source: RefSeq, a predicted model, not a curated record
AUGUCGGAUCCGGUCCAUCGGCACCAAUCGUCGCUCAAGGUCUCCAUACGACCUUUGCAGUCCUCCUUCUUCGCUGGCGAAGACUUUGUCUGCCAGAUCACCUUCACAAAUACCAACCCUCCCCUACCACUUGCACAACCACAGCUUCAGGGAGAGUUUCCUCCUUCGUCACCAGCACGCAAUCUCUUUGAUGACGACGCGGCCGGCCGUCGCGUCUCCUUGACCUCAAAUCAUUCCAAAUCUCGCAGCUUCGAUGUCAGAGCUCUGGGUCGGGACAACGAGCAGUCCGACGCCUCUGCGAGCGUGCCCGGCUCCACGCGAGCUAAGAGGCUUCUUCGACACCUCGAUGGCGAUAUCUUGCCCGAGCGUAAGGGCCUGAUCGGCAAGAGUCUUCCUUCGCCUACACUCUCACGCUCCUUCCACCCUUGGUCAGCGUCGUCCAACCUGGGACCUGCAAACCCCUCGCAUCGGUCCACACAGUCAACUUACAUUCCGUCAAAUGGUGAAAAGACCGAGCUUGGCCUCGGACACCCAAGGCUUCCCCAGCUUAGCCCCAUCAAGGCAACACCACCAUCUUCGCGCGUUCAGACAGAUCUCUUCUCGCCCAAGACUCCGUCGCGCGUCUCGUCUCUACCCGGCCUGGGCAACAGGAGACCCUCGGCACCUAUCUCACCCCACCAUUCUCAUUCACGCAAAAAGUCGGUCGCACAAGUGCAGGCCGAAGAUCUCACUGAGGCCUUCGAGCUCGAUUCGCCAUCGGCAGCGUCUUCGCCAACAGCUUCCUUCUCAAAUUCGUGGCUGGGUGCUUCCCAUGAGCAGAACGCCGGCUCCAGCUUCUACGGCAUGGGCCGCAACGAUAGCAUGGAGAGCGUCUUUCGAGAAUCCGUCAACGACUGGUCCAAAUUCAAGCGACCAGCUUCUUUAUCACGAAAGUCCAGUCAGAGUCCGAUCUACCCUUCCCCCGACACCGCAACUUCGGGCAGUCAAAGAAUUCUGUGGUCCUUCGCCCAGCUCGGAGGCACGAUCGAGAUCGACGAGAGCCUCAUCAAGCCGCACGAUUUCGAAAGUCUCAAGAGGAGACUGGCCUAUGGCGACAUUUCGGGUGCAACCGCCUCGACCAACUCUGUUCCUAGCACGCCAAGGACGCUCGGUGGCGGCGAUCUUGGUCAUUCCUCGGAGCCACCACCAAGUCCCACAGGCUGGAGCAGCUAUCUGCGCGGACCGUUCGGGGGUCGGGCUCAACAGCAUCGCCGUACCGGCUCGACCAUGCAAGAUGCGCAGGAGCGCACACUGCAGAGCCGAAGCGUGCCCACCUUCUCCGCUCCGCCUAGCAUCGUUGCUGUUGACUUGGUCCUCGCUCCAGGAGAGAGCAAGACAUUCCAAUUUAAGCUUCGUCUGCCCGUCGACCUCCCUCCCACCUACCAAGGCAAAGCGAUUCGUCUCCGGUACAAUCUGACCCUUGGCACGAAUCGGUCCGACGCCAAUGCCAACUCAACACGCGCGCAGACCAGCCGGCUCAUUCAGGUGCCCAUUCGCAUUUACAAUCACAUUGGCGAGUCGGGCUUCCGGCCUUUCUUCGAUCUCAUGAACCCCGUCAUUCUCACCAAGGAGGAUGCCUCUGUCACGCUUGUGAGCGAAGACGAGAGGCCAGCGUUCGGAGCGGAGCGUUCCAGAGCCAAAGUUGCGUCGAGGAAGGGGCCAUCAUUACGCAAGCAGGACUUGCAGGAGUAUACCCGGCAGCUGCUCGUCAGCAAAGCCAUCAGCGAAGGCUCUCCCGUCACCUCGGUGCCCGAAUUCGGCGGACCCGCACCCGCACCAGCCGGCGCGGGGACCAGGUCCUGCAAAGCGACCAUCGAAGCGCUCGCCCGCUCUUCCAGCAAAGUCUCCUACGACAUCGCCAAAGACGGCAAGGUCGCUGCAGUCCUCACUCUCGUCCGCUCGCGCUACCGUCUCGGCGAAACCAUCACGGGCGUGAUCAACAUCAACAACGCGCACUCUCUCGCGCGCAUCGCUCGCAUGAGUGCAACACUGGAGACGUUCGAAGACGUCCAGCCCUCGAUCGCCACCCUCCCCGCGGGUCGGCUCCAACGUGUCACCCGCAUCAUCCAUGCCGAGCACCACGAGAGCGUGCUCGACAAGGGCCGCGCCAGCUUCAGCCUGUGCAUCCCCAGCGGUGCUUCCCCAGAGUUUGUGACGAGCGGCGUCAAGCUCAACUGGCUCGUCCGCCUCUCGUUUCUCACCAUCUCGGCCACCAAGCCGGUCGGCGCCGGCGACAUCGAGAAGAAGCUCGCCAAGCUCAGGCCGCCGCCCCAUCUCCUACCCACCCAGUCCGACGGCUUUUCGAGAUACCAUGUCAGCGUUAGGGCGAUCGAUAGUUUGGCGGGGUCAGCGACAGGACUUGGUGCAGAGAGCGCAAAGGCGCUCGCCGAGCUCGGUUGCGCGAGGGAGACAAAGCUUGAAACGGUUGAGUGUGCCGUGCCCGUCUCGAUCCUGCCCAACAGCACGAGCUACAAGGUCGGCGACGCCGAGUUUUACGCCUGA